Messenger RNA from Brugia pahangi, 2352 nucleotides. NCBI's taxonomy places the organism in Eukaryota, Metazoa, Nematoda, Chromadorea, Rhabditida, Onchocercidae. The record is from the annotation of a GenBank genome assembly.
AUGUCGCUCUUAUCGCAGAUGAUUGUAACUGUUUAUUUCCUAAUUCAUUUUAUUCAUGCAGAAUCGGACAGUGUUUGUUUUUUUGGUGAAGAUGAAAAACCAGCAGAGCAAUCAUACUGCAGCGUUGUUAACAUAUUGCCUAGCAAACCCAAAGAAGUUUUCACAAGUAAAUUGUUUGAAAGAGAUAGCGAAGGACAAAAAAUGAUAAUGGAUGACUAUUGCGCAUCUAAUGAACAACUUCAAUUUGGAGUGAUGAAUUAUCUUGCAGAAGAUUUAGAAAUGGUUCGUAGUCAAUUCUUCAUGUGUUGCACUAAUUGCAUGUUACUUCGUGAAAAAAACAAAUUAGACAAAAAGUUGCAAUUGUUAACAUUGAAAAGUUUAUUUAUGAUGAAAGGUAUAUGUAUUCGAGCAAAUAACGAUUUUGGUUAUUGUGAGGAGUAUCCAAAUUUUUUACCACAAACGUGGUUUUCAUGUCCUGGCUUAUACUCUAAUCAGGUGAUAAGUUAUCCAUUCUAUGCUCCAUGCAUGUUUCACUUAGAUAGUUAUUCAACAACACGAAUUUAUAGUGGAUUUGCUAUCUAUGCAUUCUUGGAUCAAAUUAAUCGUAAUUAUGUAUUUGGUAAGUACAAAAUGAUAUGUAAUCCGUAUCAGUAUGGUUCGAAAUUUAAUCCAAUUCAUUCCGAGACUGAAUUUAUACCUGAUGGACAUUGUGUCAUUCGAUAUAAAAAUCGUCAUUACGAGAUACAUUGUUGCUGUUAUUGGCGCUUUCGGCAUAAUUGUACGAUACCAUUAGAUGGCGAAGUGCACAUUUGCGCCAAUAGAACUGAAGAGGCAAUAAAUGGCGAAGAGAAAAUUAUCAAUACCACACUUCAAUCUUUACCUCUUGCAAGUAGCUGUUUUGCAUCGUUUCAUCUAAAGGUAACAAAUGAGGAAACAGCACAUUUGGUUAGCACUUCAUACGGUGUACCAACAAAAACCGAAAAUGACACCCACCGGUGCUACCAGUAUACCUCGACGAGUCAUGCAACGCAAUGUUCGGCAAUUGAAAGUUGUCCGAAAAUGUGUCCUUUACUGGAACCUUUUCCAAUUGAAUCAUUUCAGACGUUGACGGUGUUAUGUUGCUGUGAUAACAGAAAAGACAGUAUGUGCAAUAUGAAAACUGAAUUUGGUCAAAGUAUUCUCAGCAAUAAUGGCAACAGUUAUAAACUUCCAAAAUGUGCCCAUCGACAUGUACUACAACACAUCUUUUUUGCUAACAUUUAUGCUAAUCAUUGCAUCGUAUACUAUGAUUUCAGGCUAAUGAAACCUUUAAAUCUUAUUUACGGCUAUAAUAUGGAAUUUGAAACUUCAGCGAAAGAAAUUUAUAGUAGCAAUCAGGAAUUCAUUUUAGCCGAUAUCUUUCAAUAUAAAAAUCUCGAAAACUCAUGGACAAAAUGUUGUACAGAAGUUAAUGCAAGUGUAGAACAAAUUGAUCGCAUCACAAAAAGUUCAAAAGCUUGGACAGUUGGAGUAAUAAAAUGUAAUUCGAGCGCUGAACCGAAAUGUGAUGCUAAUUUAGUUGAAAAAAUUAAAAAACAUCGAACUCAUUACUUGGAAUAUUAUCGAAACAAAUAUGGUAGAUUGUGUUAUUUAAAAGAAUUUGCUGAACAAUAUGUGACAACAAAUCGAUCAUUACAAACUACUUGGUGCUAUGAAGAAUCAUUUGGCCGAGGCCUUGAUUUUGUAAGCAGACGUGGUUUUAUGCUAGAAGAUAAGGAACUUCCACCUGGCAAAAUAUGUUCACAUCGAUUGAAGACCAAUGUUCGAUACUCAGAUGAUAAAAUGUUUGCACAUUGUUUCAUGAUAAAACGAAAUAAUGGUGAAUUAUCAGCAUUUUGUUGCUGCUCCUCGACUAUUGAUAAGCCAUGUAAUUAUAUAAGCGAGAAAUAUUAUAUUUCUCGAACGACCGUAAAUUAUACUAAAAAAGCUCUUCAGACACGAGAGCACUGCUUAUUACCUGACGGUGGACGUGACUUCUGCCUUUUGGCAGGUAGUCAUUUGGUGGUUUGUUAUUACCUUGCUGAUAUGAAGAAUGGAAAGGUGGAAGGUGGAUGUGCUCUAUCAUUGACAAGGAAGUUUGAACGUCACAAACUUGCUAAUGUUUGUUUGAUUAAAUCAUUGUAUAAUUUGGCAGUACCAGUUGAAUUUUUACAUGCAGCUGAAGCAGUUAAAAUUUUUUGUUGUGCCGGAAGAGAUGAUUGCAAAGAAUCACUACUGGAAAUGAGACGUUUUAAAAGACUUUUCGAGAGUGAACAGUUCAAAAAAGUCAAAACUUUAGAAGAGGAAGAUUUUGCAUUUAUUACUUCCAAAUGA